This is a messenger RNA of Trichoderma reesei QM6a, 1821 nucleotides long. RefSeq lists its product as uncharacterized. Gene Ontology annotation, molecular function: protein binding. The record is from RefSeq and is a predicted model, not a curated record. NCBI's taxonomy places the organism in Eukaryota, Fungi, Ascomycota, Sordariomycetes, Hypocreales, Hypocreaceae. The annotation marks the transcript as partial. The transcript has 2 exons.
AUGCAGAGCCGCGGCAAUGACAUCGAUCGCGCCGUCAAAGGCACGUGCGAGUGGUUGCUGAAGCACGAGACAUACAUGAGCUGGGCCGCGAAUCAUCAAGGCCUACUCUGGAUCAAGGGCAAACCGGGCGCGGGCAAGUCCACGCUUCUCAAGUUCGCCUUGAGCAAGCAAAGAGAUAUGCCCAGCGCCACAGACCGCGAUCUCGUGCUGUGCUUCUUCUUCCACGGCCGUGGUGACGCUCUUCAGAGAGCACCGUUAGGCUUAUUCCGCUCCCUUCUUCAUCAGAUCCUCAAACAGAUACCCGGAGCCCUGUCAGACCUCGUCGACAGCUAUCAGGAGAAGUGCAGGGAGAUUGGUGAUCCAUCAGAAGCGUGGCAGUGGCAUCCAGAAGAGUUGUGGCACUUUCUGGAGGCUUCAGUUCCUCGGAUUCUCGGGGCUCGUCCAAUCUGGUUGUUUGUCGACGCGCUGGAUGAAUGUGGCGAGGCGGAUGCGGUGGACUUGGCGAUGAAGUUCAAGUCUCUGCUGGACAGCUUACCAUCCUCUGCAACCCAGGACAUUCACAUCUGCUUCAGCUGUCGCCACUACCCGAUACCGCCAGAUCUAGAUGGCGUAUUCGAGAUUUGUGUCGAAGAUGAGAACGGAGAUGAUGUUUCCGCCUACGUGCGGCAAAGGCUCUCAGCGACCUUUGUCCGCGAGGCAUCUUCCAUUGCGGACCUGGUCACUUCUCGUGCAGCAGGCGUCUUUAUGUGGGCGCGACUCGUGCUGGAGCGUGUUCUCCGCCUUGAGCGGCAGCGAGCCAGUUGGGGGAAGAUCCAGGAUGAGAUCUGCUCUAUCCCCCCCGAUAUGGACAGUCUAUACCUGGACCAUGUCCAGAGAAUGGAGGACAAGGUCGCUUCCUUGAGGCUCAUUCACUGGCUCUGCUUUGCCGUGAGGCCCUUGUCACUUGUGGAGGUAUAUUGGGCCCUGGCCGUCGACGCCGAUUGCCCGCACAAGUCCUUGAAAGAGUGCGGAAGCACAGAAGACUAUGGCACUGACGAGGACAUGGAACGGCGAGUUAUAGCGCUGAGCUGCGGACUGGCUGAGUCCGUUACCUCAACCUCCCAGACAAAUAUUGUGCAAUUUAUCCACCAGUCCGUCAAGGACUUCUUCGUCGACAAAGGGCUGCUAGUCUUGGACAGCAGCUCGGCAACGGUCAACGAAGCCAUUGGAAGGGCGCAUUUCUUGCUAUCCAGGACAUGCAUACACUAUGUUUUGAUGGAAGACUUUUGCGACGUAAAAACCUUCAGUUGGUAUGAAUUGGCAGCUCAGUUUCCCUUCAUAACUUAUGCUGCCACAGGAUGGACAACGCACGCGCAUGAGAGCGAUAGUCUAGGUGUUUCCCAGGACGAUCUCCUCCAGCUGUUCCGUUGGCCGUCAAGCGACCUUUUGAAUCAGUGGGCUCGAGUUCUCGACCGGGUGGUCACAAAUGGGCUCGACCGUCAACCGGAAAAGUCCAGUCUUGUGCAGGUUGCAGCGAGGUACGGGCUUACAGGACUCUUGUCCGCCAUUCUACAAGAUACCACUCUCCUACUGGAGGAAGGCGUCGAAGUCGACUCGAGGAGUCUCUAUGACGAGACACCUCUCUUGUUAGCUGCGGAAUAUGGUUACGCGGGCGUCAUUGCUCUCUUACUUGACAAGGGUGCCGCGGUCGAUGCAAAGGAUAUUGACGGUCGGACGCCACUAUUGCGAGCUGCUUGGCGAGGGCACGAGGCGGUGAUUAGACUGUUGCUGGCGAACAAUGCAGACGUCGAUGCUGAGGAUGAGGAAGGCGAAACGGCGCUU